Molecule: messenger RNA, 348 nt
Organism: Microplitis demolitor
Lineage: Eukaryota; Metazoa; Arthropoda; Insecta; Hymenoptera; Braconidae
Product: GSK3-beta interaction protein
Exons: 1
Coding region: 1-348 (115 amino acids)
Biological process (GO): regulation of canonical Wnt signaling pathway
Cellular component (GO): cytoplasm
Molecular function (GO): kinase regulator activity; protein kinase A binding
Source: RefSeq, a predicted model, not a curated record
AUGAUACAUGAAGAAAAAGUACUAGAUGAAAAUGAGUGGAAAAUAGAAGCACAGGCAAUAAUAAAUGACGUGAAAAAUCAUGUACUGGAGAUAAAUAUUUCACAUAAGCUUCCGAGUACCAAUAAUAAGAUUUACCUCAACUUGACAACCCUCGAGGGUUUUAAAUACACCAUUGAAGUGUCAUCUGCUGGGUUUUCAAUAAUUGCUGAUCAACACGACACCAUAACCAACACCCGGACUCAAGUAUUUGAAACACCUUAUGGACUUUUGGAUUCAAUAAGUGAAAAGUAUCGCGAAUCAUUUGGAAAUGAUUUGAUUGAUAAAUUAAAUAAUCUCAGUGACAGCUAA